Messenger RNA from Kogia breviceps (pygmy sperm whale), 5136 nucleotides. The record is from RefSeq and is a predicted model, not a curated record. NCBI's taxonomy places the organism in Eukaryota, Metazoa, Chordata, Mammalia, Artiodactyla, Physeteridae.
GGCGGCGACUGCGGCGCCGCGGGCUGGAGGCCAGCGUCGGGGAAGUCCCGGUCCCGGAUUCCGCACGAGGUGUUGACUGGGCCGCUUCUGUCCGCCUCUCCUCCGCGCGCGCCGAGCCCGCGCGGCCCGGGCUGCACGUCCCAGACGCUUCUGCGGCGCCAGGCUGCAAGUGAGACCCCCAGGAGACCGGACCCCAUGGCUUCCUGGAAGAGCCCCUGGUGGCUGCUGAUAUGGAUGGUCUUCAUGCACUCUGCCCUCCUGCAGACCACAGCAGAGAAGUCUCCUGGGGCCUAUUUCCUUCCUGAGUUUGCACUCUCCCCUCAGGGAAGUUUUCUGGAAGAUACAACAGGGGAGCAGUUCCUCACGUAUCGCUAUGAUGACCAGACUUCAAGAAACACUCGUUUGGAUGAAGAUAAAGGUAGCAACUGGGAUGCCUGGGGUGACUGGAGUGACUGCUCCCGGACCUGUGGGGGAGGAGCGUCCUAUUCUCUGCGGAGAUGUUUGACUGGCAGGAAUUGUGAAGGGCAGAAUAUUCGAUACAAGACAUGCAGCAAUCAUGACUGCCCUCCGGAUGCGGAGGACUUCAGAGCCCAGCAGUGUUCAGCCUACAAUGAUGUUCAGUAUCAGGGGCGUUAUUAUGAGUGGCUUCCAGAGUACAACGAUCAUGCUACCCCCUGCGCACUCAAGUGUCACGCACGGGGACAGAACUUGGUAGUGGAGCUGGCACCCAAGGUCUUGGAUGGAACUCGUUGCAAUGCUGACUCCUUGGACAUGUGUAUUAGCGGCAUCUGUCAGGCAGUGGGCUGCGACCGCCAACUGGGGAGCAACGCCAAGGAAGACAACUGUGGCGUCUGUGCUGGUGACGGCACCACCUGCAGGCUGGUGCGGGGACAAUCAAAGUCACAAGUUUCUCCUGAAAAAAGGGAAGAAAAUGUAAUUGCUGUUCCUUUGGGAAGUCGAAGUGUGAGAAUUACAGUGAAAGGACCUGCACAUCUCUUCAUUGAAUCAAAAACACUUCAAGGAAGCAAAGGAGAGCACAGCUUUAACAGCCCUGGAGUUUUUGUUGUAGAAAACACAACAGUUGAAUUUCAGAGGGGCUCCGAGAGGCAGGCCUUUAAGAUUCCAGGACCUCUGAUGGCUGAUUUCAUCUUCAAGACCAGGUACACUGCAGCCAAGGACAGCGUGGUCCAGUUCUUCUUUUACCAGCCAAUCAGUCAUCAGUGGAGACAAACUGACUUCUUUCCCUGCACUGUGACAUGUGGAGGAGGGUAUCAGCUCAAUUCUGCUGAGUGUGUGGAUAUCCGGUUGAAGAGGGUGGUUCCUGACCAUUAUUGCCAUUACUACCCUGAGAAUGUGAAGCCAAAACCCAAACUGAAGGAAUGCAGCAUGGAUCCUUGCCCAUCAAGUGAUGGAUUUAAAGAGAUCAUGCCCUAUGACCACUUCCAACCUCUCCCUCGCUGGGAACAUAAUCCUUGGACUGCGUGUUCGGUGUCCUGUGGAGGUGGGAUUCAAAGGCGGAGCUUCGUGUGUGUGGAGGAGUCCAUGCAUGGAGAGAUACUGCAAGUGGAAGAAUGGAAGUGCAUGUAUGCGCCUAAACCCAAGGUGAUGCAAACCUGCAAUCUGUUCGACUGUCCCAAGUGGAUUGCCAUGGAGUGGUCUCAGUGCACAGUGACUUGUGGCCGGGGGUUACGUUACCGGGUUGUUCUGUGUAUCAACCAUCGUGGACAGCACGUUGGUGGCUGUAAUCCACAACUGAAGUUACACAUCAAGGAAGAAUGUAUCAUUCCCAUCCCGUGUUACAAACCCAAAGAAAAAAGUCCAGUGGAAGCGAAAUUACCUUGGCUGAAACAAGCACAAGAACUAGAAGAGACCAGAAUAGCAACUGAAGAACCAACGUUCAUUCCGGAGCCCUGGUCCGCCUGCAGCACCACGUGUGGGCCAGGCGUUCAGGUGCGAGAGGUGAAGUGCCGCGUGCUCCUGACGUUCACGCAGACGGAGACCGAGCUACCCGAGGAAGAGUGUGAAGGCCCCCGGCUGCCCACCGAGCGGCCCUGCCACCUGGAAGCCUGUGAUGAGAGCCCCACCCCCCGUGAGCUGGCCGCCUCCCAGCAGGAGCAGGACAGUGAGAUGACUUACGACUGGGAGUACGCCGGGUUCACCCCUUGCACCGCCACGUGUUUGGGAGGCCAUCAAGAAGCCAUUGCAGUGUGCUUACACAUCCAGACCCAGCAGACAGUCAAUGACUCCUUGUGUGAUAUGGUCCACCGUCCUCCAGCAGUGAGCCAGGCUUGUAACACGGAACCCUGCCCACCCAGGUGGCACACGGGCUCUUGGGGACCCUGCUCAGCUACCUGUGGUGUUGGAAUCCAGACCCGAGACGUGUACUGCCUGCAUCCUGGGGAAUCCCCCUCCCUUCCCGAGGAAUGCCAAGAUGAGAAGCCCCAUGCCUUACGAGCAUGCAAUCAGUUUGAUUGCCCUCCUAGCUGGCAUAUUGAAGAAUGGCAGCAGUGUUCCAGGACCUGUGGUGGGGGAACUCAGAAUCGCAGGGUCACCUGUCAGCAGCUGUUAACGGAUGGCAGCUUUCUGAGUCUCUCAGAUGAAUUGUGUCAAGGACCCAAGGCAUCUUCUCGUAAGUCCUGUGCCAGAACAGACUGUCCUCCGCAUCUAGCUGUAGGAGACUGGUCAAAGUGUUCUGUCAGUUGUGGUGUUGGAACCCAGCGGAGACAGCAGGUAUGCCAAAGGCUGACGGCCAGAGGCCGGCGUGUCCCCCUCAGUGAGACCGUGUGCAGGCAUCUUCCUGGGCCCCCUCUUGCGAGAUCUUGCCGAAUGCCUGUGUGCAGGAAAAUGCAACCGGAGGUGAAGACCAAGCUUGGCAAGCAGGGUCCUCAGAUCCUUGGUGUCCAGAGAGUCUACAUUCAGACAAGGGAAGAGAAGCGCCUUAACCUGACCGUCGGGAGCAGAGCCUAUUUGCUGCCCAACACAUCUGUGAUUAUUAAAUGCCCAGUGCGACGAUUCCAGAAAUCUCUGAUCCAGUGGGAGAAGGAUGGCCAUUGUCUGCAGAACUCCAAACGACUCGGCAUCACCAAGUCAGGCUCACUAAAAAUCCACAGCCUUGCAGCCUCCGACAUCGGCAUGUACCGGUGCAUCGCAGGCUCUGCCCAAGAGACAGUGGUGCUCAAGCUCAUUGGCACUGACAACCGACUCAUUGCACCCCCAGCCCUCGGAGGGCACACAGGGGAAUAUCCUGGGAUGGACCAUAACGAAGCCAAUAAUUUGGGAGCCACAUGGCAUAAGAUGAGGCAGAAGUGGAGUAAUAAAAAUGAGCUUUAUUUGGACGGUGGCCAAAUUUAUCACCAGCCUCUCUUAAGAGCUCUGUUGGGCCACUGCAGCCAUUCUGCAGGAAACGCCAACUCCUGGGAGUUUGAGAAAAAGCAGUUUGAAUCUGCAGUGAAACAGGGAGCCUAUAGCACGGAUACGGCCCAGUUUCAUGAACUGAUAAGGAACAUGAGUCAGCUCAUGGAGACCGGAGAGGUCAGUGAUGACCUUGCGUCCCAGGUGAUAUAUCAGCUGGUGGCUGAGUUAGCGAAGGCGCAGUCUGCACACGUGCAGUGGAGGGGCAUCCUGGGCGAGGCGCCUCCCGCGGCUCACCCGGGAAGUGUGCCCCAAAGCUCAAAUUCGAAAAACUCAGGCAAGCUGACAUUCAAGCCAAAGGGACCUGUUCUCUUGAGGCAAAGCCAGCCCACCUCGAUUUCUCUUAAUAAAACAGUAAAUUCAAGGAUUGGAAAUACAGUCUACAUUACAAGAAGGACGGAGGUCAUCAAUAUACUGUGUGAGCUUGUUACCCCCGGUGAGGCCACAUAUACUUGGACCAAGGAUGGAGCAUUGUUACGACCCUCUGAAAAAGUCAUUGUGGAUGGAAUGGGGAAAAUGCAGAUACAGAAACCUACAAAGAAAGAACAAGGAAUAUACGGAUGUUCUGUCGCUAAUCAUCUGGGUUCGGAUGUGGAAAGUUCUUCUGUGCUGUAUGCAGAGGCACCUGUCAUCUUGGCUAUUGGAAGAAAUAUCACCAGACCAGAGCACAGCCAUCUCUCUGUUGUGAUUGGAGGCAUCGUGGAAGCACCCCAGCGAGCAAACGUGACCAUCCAAUGUCCUGUAAAAGGUGUCCCUCAACCUCAUGUAACUUGGUUGAAGAAAGGAGGAUCUCUGAGUGACAAUAUUUCCUUGCUUUUCAAUGGAUCCCUGUUGCUGCAGAAUGUUUCCCUUGAAAGUGAAGGGACCUAUGUCUGUACAGCCACCAAUGCUGUUGGAAAGGCGAUGGCAACAUCCAUCCUCCACUUGCUGGUACAAAGACAGUCAGGCAGUAAACUUCUAUUUCCCAAGGUCCAUAAACAGCAUAUGCUCCAGGCAUCCAACACUGGAACCAACAGUAAUGGGCCAACAAGAGAACCCUUACCUUCAGAGACCUUCUGGGAGCUUGAUAGCUGGACACAUUGUUCUGCCACUUGCGGCCACUUGGGAGCCCGAGUUCAGAGACCCCAGUGCGUAAUGGCCAACGGGCAGGAAGUGAGUGAGGCCUUCUGUGAGCACCUCCAGAAGCCGAUGGCUGGGUUCCAGCCCUGUAACAUCUGGGACUGCCCCUCGAGGUGGUUCACGGGCACGUGGUCAGAGUGCUCUGUGUCUUGCGGUGAAGGAUUCCGCAGUCGGCAAGUGACCUGUAAGCGCACGAGAGCCAACGGGACUGUGCAGGUGAUGCCUCCGAGAGCAUGUGCCCCCAGAGAGAGGCCUCUGGGAAGAAGACCCUGCUCCAGUCACCCCUGUGUUCAAGGGCUUCUUGAACCAGGGAACCAGGGAACGCUGACAAAUCUAUGUCCUGGACGUUGCCUGGGUCGCGCUGUGAGGAGGCAGCAGCAGCAUCAUAUAAUUUGUCAACACCAAGGUUGUUCUGAGUCCGGCUGUGAUGACAGGAGGUAGCGGCCCCGCCCUAGGGCAGCACACAACCUCUGCCACCUCAGUAGUGACUGUGAUCGCCUGAAAGUGGCAUCCUCUGUCCUCUGUACCGCCUCUCACAAUGGACAGUUCCUACUAAAUUAUGAUUUCUCAUGGUGCCACCCUCAAUAGUAUGUAUUAUACCAAAAU